AAUAAACAUUUUAAAAUUAUUGACGAAUAUGUUUGUAAAUCGAGAAUAGAUUGAAGAGAGGAGACAGCAAGGCUAGUGUCAAUUAUUGCAACAGUGAGAAAAAAAAAUGAGAGAAAGAUUUGGUGUUCUGAGAAAGAAGCUUGAUUAAGGAAUGAAGAGGAAUAGAAAUAGAGAAAUAAAAAGAGGUUGGUUGGAUGGAGCAAGUGUACAAGGUAAGUUUGAUUGUUCAUUCGGUGGAAGGGCAGGGAUGGAGCAAUUUAUGGACCCGGGUUUUCACUCCAAAAAGCGCCAUUUCCCUGCAGUGAGAGAUCCCAGUUCCUGACGUCGGACACUAGCACUAUAUUUGUAUCGCUACAUACUCUCCAACCAAUCUUUACAUCUCAAUCUCAAUUAAGUAUGAAAAUCAUCUCUUUGUUUGUUUCUCACGAAUUACUUGAUUUUUUGCUAGUCUUGGCAAUGAGUACCAGUCUCUGAAAUCAAUUUCCUUUGAUUUCAGCUUUCGCUAUUCUUGCCUGUUAUGUGUUUGUCAUAAGUUCUCAACUAGGAGACUAUAAAAAGCUACUUCAAAAUGCCGAUUCCUACCCUCAAAACCAUAUUAAAACACCAAAAUCAGUGUCGGGUCAUUGGUAGUCGAUUCAAAACAUCUUCUGUCCAGUAUGUAGCAUCAAGAUUUAGGGACCCUACGUUUGAGAAACUGAUGGACAAAUACAAAAACCUUCUCAAAGUCAUUGCAAUACAAGAUCUUAUCCUUGCAAAUCCCACCAAUAACCCUCCUUCCGUCUCCCUUGAUUUCCUUUCUAGGCUUUCUCAAAAGCUACAUUUAAACCGUGGUGCUGCUUCUUUUCUCCGUAAAUACCCUCAUAUUUUCCACAUUUUCUAUGAUCCCAAUAAGUUCCAGACUUUCUGUAGAUUGACUGAUGCUGCUAUGCGUGUUUCCCGACAAGAGGCAGAAGCUAUCAAUGCUUCUUUGGAUGUUGUUGUUGACCGUUUAGUUAGGCUUUUGUCAAUGUCGACAACUAAAUCGUUGCCUCUCCGCGCUGUUUUCAAAGUUUGGAGGGAACUUGGGUUGCCUGAUGAUUUUGAGGACUCAAUCAUAUCUCGUAAUUCUCACAUAUUCAAGCUUGUUGAUGCUCAUGAACCUAAUACUCAUAUUUUGAUGCUGACUGAUGAAAUGCGUGAUAAGAGGUUUGUAGCUUGUGUUGAGAAUUGGCGAGUUAUGGAGUGCUGUAGGGAAAACAGCGCCGUUGAUAGAACCGAAAUUCGGUUUAGUUUUAAACAUAGCUAUCCACCAGGGAUGAGGUUGGUCAGGGAUUUCAAGGCAAAGGUUAAGGAAUGGCAAAGGUUGCCAUAUGUGGGGCCUUAUGAGGAGAUGGGAGAAAAGAAGAGGUCUAAGGCAGGAAUAAUGGGAUUAGAAAAACGGGCAGUGGCGAUAGUACAUGAGUUCUUGAGCUUGACAGUGGAGCGGAUGGUGGAGGUGGAGAAGAUUAGCCAUUUUAGGAAAUCAUUGGCCAUUGAUUUGAACAUAAGGGAUUUGUUCCUGGACCACCCGGGGAUGUUUUAUUUGUCAACCAAGGGAAAAAGACACACUGUUUUUCUUAGAGAAGGAUAUGAAAGGGGGUGUUUGAUUGACCCAAAUCCAGUCUAUAAUGCAAGGAGAAAACUUCUAGAUCUAGUUGUGCUGGGACGCCAUGCCAUGUUAAUCAACAAUGAAUCAAGGUCAGUGGAAAAUUGUCAGACUCAGAAACCUUGUUUACAAGAUGAGGGUAGGGAUGAAAGUAUUUAGUUCUUCAUUUUUAAAUCCCUGUUUUCUUAUUCUUCCUCAUGCACUUCGGCUCUAACAUGUUUGUGAACUUUGGGCUUUGUCUGGUAACUUUGAGCGUGUCCUAUAUUUUUUUGACUUUAAUCACCUAAUAUCAUAUCUGUUCUUUUUCUA
Messenger RNA from Gossypium arboreum, 1933 nucleotides. RefSeq names its product protein ROOT PRIMORDIUM DEFECTIVE 1. The transcript has a single exon. Gene Ontology annotation, molecular function: RNA binding. NCBI's taxonomy places the organism in Eukaryota, Viridiplantae, Streptophyta, Magnoliopsida, Malvales, Malvaceae. The record is from RefSeq and is a predicted model, not a curated record. The coding region runs from base 569 to 1783 and encodes 404 amino acids.